AAAAAAAAAAAAACAAACGUACUUUCGCGUUUCGGCUUUUUCAAACACAACUCCCACACACGCUCAGAGACACCUUCUCAACGCGUCUCUGCGAAAUAACGACGGAAAAUAAAUACGACUCGUAUUUGCUGCUCCGUCGCGCCAAGACUCCCUCUUCAGAGAAAGAGAGAGGGAGAGAGAGAGAGAGAGACAGAAGAUUGUGAUAGAGGGCAUAGUCGGAAGCAUCAGCGGCUGGCGGUUAGAAGAAUAGUAACGAAGAGUGUGCGACGAGGCGAGCUAGCGGACUAUCUCGACACUCGCGUCACCGUAGAGUACCGCAUACAGCGACAGACCGAUACAACACACACACACACACAUACGAACGGAGAAACGGCAGUCUCCCCGUCGAGACUCUCGUUUAGUUAGACGAGAGCACCGAGCACCGACGGGUCGGCAAACGCGACAGCGGCGCAGCUGAACCUCGAAAAAACUCCAGGAGAGUGAUAAAGGAGUGCGAGAGAAAGAGAGAAGGAGAGAAAGAGAGGGAGAAGCUAGUGAAGCAGCAGAGCAGUAAAAAAACAGUUCCGCAAUGGCUGACCAACUCACAGAAGAACAGAUCGCAGAGUUCAAGGAGGCGUUCUCGCUAUUCGACAAAGAUGGCGACGGCACCAUCACCACCAAAGAAUUGGGCACAGUCAUGCGUUCCCUUGGACAAAAUCCCACAGAGGCUGAGCUCCAAGAUAUGAUUAAUGAAGUAGAUGCCGAUGGAAACGGUACAAUCGACUUUCCUGAAUUCCUGACUAUGAUGGCGCGUAAAAUGAAGGACACCGAUAGCGAGGAGGAAAUCAGGGAGGCGUUCAGGGUGUUCGACAAGGACGGCAAUGGUUUCAUAUCUGCGGCAGAGCUCAGACACGUUAUGACAAACCUCGGGGAAAAGUUGACCGACGAAGAGGUCGAUGAGAUGAUUCGGGAGGCCGAUAUCGACGGCGACGGUCAGGUUAAUUAUGAAGAAUUCGUCACAAUGAUGACAUCAAAGUGAAUGCAACCUAUGCUCUGGGAAAACUCGCGACUCGGAGUGGUGUUGACGUAUUAAACCCAAAACAACAGCAUGACGAUUUGAAGAAAAGCUACAAAAACAACAACUUAAAGAGAAAGAGAAACGAAUCGAAUCAACAACAACAACAACAACAAAGUGAAAAAAACCUUGUACCAGGAUGUAAAGAAGUCUUAAACUCGAGAGGUCAAUGUCCCGUUUGACACGCAUUAAUCAUCGUUUAACGAUAAGUAAUAAGGGCAAUUAAUUAUUUAAUUAAAAAGAAAAACAGUGUAUACCACCACUACCUACUACUCUUCUUGAACAUGUGUAAUUCGCGCAUGCGUGCAUAUUUCCAAAUACCCACGCGACGUGAACACGUUGUUCGUUUGUAUUCUUUUUCUCUUUUUGUUUUCUUUCACCAUAUCCGCGAUGAGUGAUGAAGGAUUUUGAAGAAUGAAAGUAACGAGGGAAACGUUCUUUCUCUUGUUUAAUUACUUUUCGUCUUAAUCGAAAAUUCACCCCUACUAUUUCCUUGGUCACGUUGUUUUUCAUCAUUUUUGCUCACUGUUCAAUCAUCUUAUAUAUAUUUGUAGUCCCGCGCUAUCUCUCGUAACGCGUCUCUCUCUCUUGCUCUCGCUCUAGCUCUCCUCCUCCCCCCCCCCUCUCUUUUGUUCAUUCACUCUCGUUCCAGAAUUGUCGGUGCAAAUUAGCGAAUAAUUUUCACAAGAUAAGUAUUAACAUCGAACGGAACAGCUUUACGGAGUGUCGGGUGGGAGGGAGGGAGGGAUAGUUGCACAAAAGACGAGAGAAAGCGGGACGGAGAUUUUAAACAAAAUUGAUAAAUUUUAAAAAUAAAAUAUAAUUCUAAUGGAGAAGCAAGAGUUUAGGCUAAGAGAAAGAUAUUAUUCUCAUCUUUUUUCUUUCUUCUUCUUCUUCUUUUUUUUUUUUAUUACUCUUCUUUCGGAUACUCGGUGAACGAAGUUUGACUGCGACAUUUUCCACGAACCCGAAGGGAGAUCGAAUUCGAUCCAAUUGUGUGUUGUCUCGCAACUUUGUCACUAAAAUUAGCCCCGGGCGUUCGUCAAAUUUUGUUCCAAGGGUCCAACUGUACGUUUUGUUUUAUCCUCGUCAUGAGAAAUGAAAUAAAAAAAAAAUAUGUAUGUGUACUAAAUUAAAUUAGGAUCUUUACCUACGUAUUGUACAAUCAUCGUUGUUACGUGUAUCGGACCGCGAGACUCUCCAUUGUUUCCUAUUUUCGCGGCUAAGAGUAACGAAAGAUAAUGAAAAUCAUAAGAAUAUAACAAUAACGCGCCACGGAACGUGGAGAUAUCAUAUUGGACGACGAGAAAACACGAUCAUCGAUGUGCAAAGAUAAAAGAAAGCCUCAUCUCAAUGGUAUCGCCCAUGUUUUUCUUUUAUUUCGUGCAGGCAACCAUUAAGUGGGUUAUUCACGAUCUAUUCAAUGCGUCGGGACUUCCUAAAAACAAAAAACAUUUCCACAUCUCCCCUCGUCCCCCUCGAUGUUUCAUGAUAGUAAUAACUAAACGAUGAAAAAAGUGUCUAGCGAAUCGUAAUUUAAUUUAUAUAAGUAAUGCACAAGAAAAUCUGUAAAAAAAAGGUUAAAAAAAUUGUAGUAGAGUACCGUGAAGCCUUUGAAGAGACGAGAUUUCCAUUCUCUCGCUCUUUUCGUACGUGUCUUUACGUUUCUAUGGAUUUCGUCUACUUUUCACAAAGCGUCGCGCCUUUAUAUGUGACGAGGGAGAAGAAGAAUGCGGAUGAAUAUCAUGCCCUUAGUCAAGGUUGAAAAAAAGAGAAAAAAAAAGUAACCAAACAGAAACGAAAGAAGGAAACAAAAAGAAACAACAGCAACAUCGUGUAAACGAAAUCCUCGACAUUCCUAUCAAUGAGAAUAUGUAUCUUUCAAAUUCUUAAUUCAUCUUCGCGCGGCGUGAUGCUCUCCACAGAAAAAAAAAAACAAACAAAAAUAUCACAAGCAUACACGCACGUGCCGAGAGAGAGCCUCUGCCUCCUGGUCAUUAAUCUAAAACGAAAAAAAAGACAAAAAAAAAGUACUCUCCUCUUCGGAUCCUGCCUUCCAAGGAAAAAUUUUCAUUGUAUCUGCAAAGAGAAAUAAGAAAAACGAUAAAAAAAAGAAAAAAAAACGAAAAUCGAAGAAACUGCAAAAAAAAGAAAACGAACAAACGUCGACACCACUUUUCUUGAAUCACGAAUGACAGAAAUUUAAAAUAAACAAAAAAAAUUUGAGACGCAAACGAACGCGCGAUCGGUUUGCACUUCCCAGGGAGGGGGUGCUCCGUGCCAGUCAGACGCAAGAGGGAAGCUUUGUCGGACGUAAACUGGCGUGUGAUUCGUACGAUGUUACUUAAAAAAUAAAUAAAUAACAAAACAAAAAAAAUCGAAGAAAAAAAAACUUAAGAGCAAGUAAGCAAGUAAUACACCGAACGAUUAAUGAGAUAACGAGAGAAAGGGGAAGAAGAUAUAAAAAAAAAAAAAAAGGAGAGAACAUGAAGCACAGAAAAUAACAUCAGACGCGUCGGUGGUUCAGUCAUAAUAUAUAUGUAAUAUAUAUUAUAUAUAAUUAAAUUUAAAAAAACAAAAAAAAAAAAUACAAAAAAAAUUACAAAAAAACGAAAAAAAACAACAAAAGAAAGAAUUCCUCCACAGUCCUUUAUUAUUUAAUAUGAAAGAACGAAACGAGAAGUACUUGUAUUUCUGGUGACCUAGAUCGCAUUGAUCAUAAAAGACAAAAUAAAUGUAUCCUCAUUUUUAGGUCACAAAAAAUA
Molecule: messenger RNA, 3819 nt
Organism: Venturia canescens
Lineage: Eukaryota; Metazoa; Arthropoda; Insecta; Hymenoptera; Ichneumonidae
Product: calmodulin
Exons: 5
Coding region: 569-1018 (149 amino acids)
Molecular function (GO): enzyme regulator activity; calcium ion binding
Source: RefSeq, a predicted model, not a curated record